This is a messenger RNA of Hipposideros armiger (great roundleaf bat), 4508 nucleotides long. It is a transcript of the gene NXN, whose product is annotated as nucleoredoxin. Gene Ontology annotation, cellular component: nucleus. Gene Ontology annotation, molecular function: thioredoxin-disulfide reductase (NADPH) activity. The coding region runs from base 102 to 1412 and encodes 436 amino acids. The transcript has 10 exons. Gene Ontology annotation, biological process: negative regulation of protein ubiquitination; negative regulation of Wnt signaling pathway. The record is from RefSeq and is a predicted model, not a curated record. Lineage: Eukaryota; Metazoa; Chordata; Mammalia; Chiroptera; Hipposideridae.
GCCGCCGCCGCAGCAGCUGCCGCCUCCGCCCGCCGCGCGAACUGAGGGAGCGGGGUCGCCGCCGCCUGCACGCCCGCGUGCCGGGGCUGCGGUGGGCCAGGAUGUCGGGCUUCCUGGAGGAGCUGCUUGGGGAGAAGCUGGUGACGGGCGGCGGCGAGGAGGUGGACGUGCACUCGCUGGGCGCCCGCGGCAUCUCGCUGCUGGGGCUCUACUUCGGCUGCAGCCUGAGCGCCCCCUGCGCUCAGCUCAGCGCCAGCCUGGCCGCCUUCUACGGCCGCCUGCGGGGGGACGCCGGGGCCGGGCCGGGGCCGGGCCGGGGGGCGUGUUUUCCUCGCNCGGAGCCGGAGCCGCGGCGCCGCCUGGAGAUCGUCUUCGUGUCCUCGGACCAGGACCAGAGGCAGUGGCAGGACUUCGUGCGGGACAUGCCGUGGCUGGCGCUGCCCUACAAGGAGAAGCACAGGAAGCUUAAACUUUGGAACAAAUAUCGAAUUUCCAACAUUCCAUCACUAAUAUUCCUAGACGCCACCACCGGGAAGGUCGUGUGCAGGAAUGGGCUGCUGGUGAUCCGUGAUGACCCAGAAGGUUUGGAAUUCCCUUGGGGACCUAAACCCUUCAGGGAAGUCAUUGCAGGGCCCUUGCUUAGAAAUAAUGGGCAGUCCCUGGAGAGCAGCAGCCUGGAGGGGUCUCACGUGGGAGUCUAUUUCUCCGCACACUGGUGUCCACCCUGCCGAAGCCUCACCCGAGUCCUGGUGGAAUCCUACCGGAAGAUCAAGGAGGCAGGCCAGAAAUUUGAGAUCAUCUUUGUUAGUGCAGACAGGUCAGAGGAUUCGUUCAAACAGUACUUCAGCGAGAUGCCCUGGCUCGCUGUCCCCUACACCGACGAGGCCCGGCGGUCGCGCCUCAACCGCCUGUAUGGAAUCCAAGGCAUCCCCACCCUCAUCGUGCUGGACCCGCAGGGGGAGGUGAUCACGCGGCAGGGGCGGGUCGAGGUGCUGAACGACGAGGACUGCAGGGAGUUCCCGUGGCACCCCAAGCCCGUGCUGGAGCUCUCAGACUCCAACGCCGUGCAGCUCAACGAGGGCCCCUGCCUCGUCCUUUUUGUGGAUUCUGAGGACGAUGGGGAGUCGGAGGCGGCCAAGCAGCUGAUCCAGCCAAUAGCCGAGAAGAUCAUCGCCAAGUACAAAGCCAAAGAGGAGGAGGCGCCGCUUCUGUUCUUCGUGGCAGGGGAGGAUGACAUGACUGACUCCCUGCGAGAUUACACCAACCUGCCUGAGGCUGCCCCUUUGCUCACCAUUCUGGACAUGUCAGCCCGGGCCAAGUACGUGAUGGACGUGGAGGAGAUCACCCCCGCCAUUGUGGAGGCCUUUGUGAAUGACUUCCUAGCAGAAAAGCUCAAACCAGAGCCCAUCUAGAGGGGCUCCGGCCUCAUGAGACGUUAUUUAAAACUCAGUCUUCUCCUCCUCCUUCUCCCCCUCCUCCCCUCCACCCAUGGACUUUUCCAGCGUGUCCUGAAUCACACAACCCAAGUGUCCAACCUCUCUGUGGUGCCUUGUUUUCUGCAUUAACUCCUCAGCUAGCGCCCUUGGGUGCGCACCCUCUCAGAAGCAGAAGAACCCACCAUGUUUGGAGACUCUGCUUGGGACUCACGGGGCGGCAGUAACCCAGCCAGAGCUGGGGCUGCAUCGCUCUCUCAGUCACCAGCUCUUGGUGACCGAGUCUUUGCCAGGGUGUUCUUCUGCCAAGUGUGCAUGAAGGGACAGUGCAUCGGUGCUCUGGCUCUGCCUCUGGUGUCAGCUCUACACACAGAGCCGACACAGCUCAGUGACACAGGUGGGGCAGCGAAAGGGCCGCGGCCUCGUUAAGGCUCAGCUUAGAGCUGCUGGUGAGAACAUCCUUUCCUGGGUGACUUGGUCUGUCUUGGUCUGAGGGAGGAACACUAACUUGUCAGUCAGUGCUUGGGCAGGGGCCCUCCAGAUCUCAAAGGAAGCUUGUGUUCUUUUCUGGUGAGAACAAGAGGGGCUAUGGUAAUGAGUCAUAUAGCAAUUGCUUCCUUUGAUUGAGCUCCUACCAUGGGAUAAGAGCUUCUCAUUCAUUCCUUAUCUCUUUCUUCCUUGAUCUUGACCUUCUCUAAGUCUCUGUCUUCUCAUACAAACAGCCCCUGCUAGCUGGGAAUUUUGUUAAUAAAUUCUCCCCUUUGGACAUCUUCCCAGGAAGAUGCGCUUGGCCCUGUGUCUUGGAGCAGCACCGCCUCGCCAGCCAGACCUCUGACCCAGCCCAGCUCUGGGCCUGGGGCCGCUGGAGCUCUCCUGAUGUGCCUGUGCCUAUCUUCGGUUAUCCCUGUCAUUCUCUUUUCUUUUCAGAGCAGAACUAAAAAGAGACAAGAAAUUACCAGAAGCCUAGCUUUUCCCUAAGAACCUGCAGAAAAAGAGCUGCGCCCUAGGGUGGGAGUGAGGGCAGAGGACGCAUCAAUGAAGAAAGAGUAGGCCUUGGAUCCACUCUGCUAGACCCAGGUAGCUUGGCUUCUUAUGUGGGCUGAACUGACCACAAAAAGGAAAAGAACAUCCAUGUUCUAAGGAUUUGGGCUGGAGGGCUUUGCCGAGGGACUUGCAGGGUUUUAGCCCAUCUCAACCAGGUGUCAGGGUCUUUAAACAAUUCCAGGCCUUACCCUUGGCUCCACCUCACAGCACUCUGCCAACCAAACAAGACCAUGUCUUUGGGAAAACCCAGCCCCUCAAUUAGCUGUAACACCAUUGCUCCUUGCCAAAUGGGAUUGUUGAUUUGUAGUUUCAGAGGUACAAAAUUAGUUGGUAAUUAGACUGUUACUUGAUGUCACCAGCCUGAAAUGCAAUCACCUAGUAAGAAAUAAAGCAGGCAUCUCUGGAUGUUACCAACCAGUUGGCCUUUUCUGUCCUAAUAACAAAAAUGGUUUUGCUUGUGCUGCUGUGCUCUCUUAGGAGGUGGGUAAUGGAGGGGAAAGGGACCUACGAGAUCCUUCUGACUUUCAUUGGAUACCUGGUAGCUACGCGUCAGAAUUUUCGAGAACCCUGAGACCUAACAUGGUCAUCUGUCAUGUCCUCCAGAAGCCAGAAAGUUCAUUUGGAUUAGAAGACCGGAGCUCCCACCGCCAUCUCUCCUGAUUGACCUUGCCCUUGAUGGGGGCAGAUUCUCAGAUGACAGACAUCCUUGUGGACACUCAGUGCUCAUUCAUUCCCUCCCUACAGGGGAGCAAGUGCUCUGAAGCCUGAGAAGGCCAGGUAGGGAACACAAGGAACCCCACUGGGUUCCCCCGUGAAGAAUGGGAAUAUAGUUGGAGACCCUCAAACCUAGCACGAUCACCCUGCCAGUGUCUCCCUUGCAGGGUGGGUUGGAUGUGGGGACGAGGUAAGGCUGACCUUGCUUGGAAGAUGGGCAGGGUUUCUGUCCGUGCCCUCUAUUGUGAUGACCUUGGGGGAAGGGAAAGGUGUCUCUCUUAGGAGCUACUGAUCAUCUGGGGCAGAAGGAACAUAAUCCAGUGAGGAAUCCCUGGAAAUCAUGGCCAACAGAAAAACUAGGUCGUCUGGGAUCUUCCUACAGCCUCACAGGGCUGACUGAACUACCUGCCACUAAUGUCAGCUGGAUCCUUGACACCAGAAUGCCCUGUUUAGAGUGGGUGUGUAGGUUAGUUAAGAUCAGCGAGAAGGUUUACUGAAAAGGCGCUGUAGGUUUAUGUCAUGGCGACUUGAGGAGGAAAUGCCAGGGGAGGAUCACUUCGCCAGUGCCCGUGAAAUAUCCUUGUCUCAAUAGAACAAAAGAUCUUAAAGGUUAUUGAUGCAGACGAAGUGGGUGGCUUCUUAAUUUCCAUUAAGCAGCUCCAAAAUACCUUAAAAUGCUUGUCGCUAAUUGGAAGCAGGUUCAAACACCAGCUGUGGUGUAUUCAAGGGCUUCCGACAGCAGCUAAGGAAACCAUGCCCUCCAGGUUGAGGCAGGGUGGUGGCUGUAAAAAUGCCACCCUGGGGUUCCAGGUUUGUGUUCACCACAAUGACUUCCAGAUCCGAUUCUAGCCAUUUGCACGUGCGAUGAGAUUUUUUUUUUUUUUAACCUGUUCGGGAUUGGUAGUAUUACAGCGAGCAGCUGCCAAUGCCAGAGGGCGACUGAAUACCAGCUUCCUUUCCAGGAGUGAGGUGGCUGUCUGCUAUGCACCCCCUCCCCCAAGUGCGUCCUCGAAAUCAAUGGCUCUCACUUAUCUGAGCACAGGGAGACAGGACUGCUUUCUUGGCAUCAGCCAAGCUUUGAGUGGUAAUUGUCAGCCAGACUUUGUUUUUUCCUGUUGCCUAAUUAAAGACACUGAAAAGCUGUUCUCUCCUCCUGCUGCCUUGUUCUGGGGCAGCAAACUGAAUUCUGCAAUGAUGUAAAGACAAAAGUAGGCUAUGGUCCAGGAACAGAUCCACCGGAUCUAAUAAGCUGUUGCAUCGUCACCUUUGGGAGAAAACCACAUGUGUGUGCAUGCACGUGUGGAAACGCCCUACACU